Messenger RNA from Tetrahymena thermophila SB210, 546 nucleotides. RefSeq lists its product as hypothetical. Lineage: Eukaryota; Ciliophora; Oligohymenophorea; Hymenostomatida; Tetrahymenidae. The transcript has a single exon. The record is from RefSeq and is a predicted model, not a curated record.
AUGAUGUUAUAUCAACUUAUCAAAAAUACUACUUCUCAAUUUCUUUCCAAAACUCUAAUUUUAAGUAACUUUAAAAAAAGGUAUUAAGAAACCAUCAUAAGAAGCUCAGAAAUCCCUUAAAGCAAUAAAACAUUUUCAAAAUAAGACUAAGAAAAUCUUCAAAAAACAUAAAAAAUAAAAAAAAAUGAAUGCAAAGUUGUAAAAAUAAAAGAAAAAAAAGUAAAAGAAAAUAGUUUAGAAAAAAGAAAAAUAAAAACAGUUAAUAGAAUUUAUAAAAAAAAAGUAAGAAAACUAGAAUAAGUAAAAUAAAAAUAAAACAAAAUCUUAAUAAAUUUAAUAAAACCUUAAAAAAAAUAAAAAUCUUUUAUUCAAAAUUAAAAUAAAAAACUUAAAACAAACCAAUAAAAAAAAUCUUUUCACCAUUCAAAUAAAAUAUUUCUCUUCAGUUUAUAAAAAGACUUAUUAAAAAUAAAAAAAUAAAUUAAAUAAAAUUUAAUAUUAAAAAUAUUUAAAUUUUAAAAAACUUCAAAAUUAUUUUAUAUUUGA